Messenger RNA from Gloeophyllum trabeum ATCC 11539, 2258 nucleotides. RefSeq lists its product as uncharacterized. The coding region runs from base 111 to 2258 and encodes 715 amino acids. The transcript is spliced from 5 exons. The record is from RefSeq and is a predicted model, not a curated record. NCBI's taxonomy places the organism in Eukaryota, Fungi, Basidiomycota, Agaricomycetes, Gloeophyllales, Gloeophyllaceae.
GUGAUUACCGCCAAGCUCAUGUUUCGAGAGAGUACUCUCUGCUACCCUUUGUACUACGCGUCUUUCUUCUAUAAUCGACCUAGUACAGCCGCAGUUGACCUUGAAAUCCAAUGUCGUAUACCCCUCGCGAAAUUGGCACGCUCAUUGUUGUCAUACUGAAAGCGAGAAAUCUACCCAACAAAAGACACAUAGGGAAGCAAGAUCCCUACUGUACCGUGGUCUAUAAUAAUGAGAAGCGAAGGACAAAAGCGAUCAAGCGGGGUGGCCAGCACCCGGAGUGGGACGAGGAGGUCCGGUUCACGUUGUAUGAGGAUGUCGACGACGAACUGGCACGAACAUCCAACGGAGGCGAAUCUCCCCCACCGCCCCCGCCUAAGGACGACAAGGCCCCGAGGGGCGUUAAAGGAGGGAAGGUCAUGAAGUUGGCCUGUUAUGCGGAUGAUCCUAGAGAACCUGAUCUCAUCGGUGAAACCACCGUAGACCUCACGGAGGUCCUAACUAAAGGAGAGACCGACGAAUGGUUCACGCUCAUGCACAAGGAACGAUACAGUGGAGAAGUGUAUUUGGAACUAACCUUCUGGUCCAACGCACCACCGCCGAAAAAGAAGUCUGUGCCAAAACCUGUCGCGAACAAGAACCAAUACGGUGGCGCUGGAUCGUUUGUCCCUGCCGAUGAAGCCCCCCCGUCUUCUCCGGAGGGUACUCUGACGCAGAGUGCUGUCUCAUCUUGGGCUGUCUCUAGCGAAGGAGCCAGACGCGACUCUGUCCCAGGAGCGCUCAGGCCAUCCGGGUCUCUCGCUAAAUAUGAUUUAUACGUACCCCCAUAUGAGCGGAUGAAUGACCCAAAUGGCGGCGAGUACUCUUCUGCAGUGGACCAGAUGACAAACGACUUCGCUGAGUUCGGCGUAGAGGGGCACAGAGGAAGAGCCGGCAGUCACCCCUCCGUUCGAAAUGAAUACCCACCCCGGUCCGCUUCUGCAGGGGGUGUUUCUGCGUAUGACUCCUUCAGCCACCACUCGCAUGGCUUCAACCAAAGCUCCUAUUCAGAUGGCGGCUCAUCGUAUUAUGACCUGCCUUCUGCUGGAUCCGUGCAUCCGGGUGAUAAUCAGAGCACGUUUUCGACCGCGUCGCAACUGCCCACCCCAUCGACAUAUUCGACUCCUUUCGAUCCUACGUCGCAGUCAGGCUACCCGCCUUUUCGGGCGCCUCCACGUGCUGGGCCCCGUUACAGCAUUCCGAGUUCGUCCUCGGGCUUCAUGCCCCUUCCAGCGCCUUCGGGGUUUGUCCCGCUCGCAAGCCACCCAUCCGAGCCAUCAGGGUUCGGCGCACCUCCGCCUGCGGCCACGCCAAUGCCGUCUGGCUUCAUGCCCGUGCAUACACCCGCGCCUUCGGGGUUCAUUCCCUCCGGUCCAUCAUAUCAAGGCCAACCACAACAGGCGUAUCCUUACUAUCCCUAUCCACCUCCGCCAAAUUCGGGGCCUCAGCAGUAUGCCCCUCAGCCACCUUCAUCUGCACCACCGCAGCAGCAUCCGCUGCCCCAUCCCCCGAACUCCGCCCCUCCACUACCGCAUCACUCUCACUCUGCACCUCCUCAACCUUAUCCAGGUCACAUGCCUGAAGCUCCAUCUCCCUCCCAUGAUCAACCUAUACUGCCUCAGAGCACAUCCAGUUCACUGAGCACCAAUGGGGGAUCGAGGCCUCUUCCUCAACAACCCCAGGCAUAUCCCCCGCCGCAGGCCCCUCCUCGAAGACAGUCAUCCCUUCCAGUCCCGCCUCCGCUGCCUCUACAAGGACAGAAUCAGAACGCUCUUGCUGUUCUUCAGGCUCAGCCAGCUGGACGCAUACCUCCACCCCCACCAUUACCCGGUCGCGAGUCUAGUCCACAUUCGUAUCCUUUCAACGUCCCGCCUCCUCCACCUUUACCGGCUUCUCAACUAGUCAGCAGCAAUAGCGCGUCCAGUACAUCUAGCUCUGGUCGGCCUCCGCUACCUCAGCCCCCCAUUAAUUAUGGUGGGCAGAACCCUCAACCUAUAUAUCAGCCGAUCCCACCACCGCCGCCACCGCCGUCUAUGCAAGGAGGUCAACCGCCACAGCCUCCGAUAGUACAACCCUAUAGUGUUAAUACAAGCCAGGCACCGUAUCCUGGACCGCCACCAAGGCCUCCCCAGAUGAAUGGAAUGAACUCACAGUGGUCGACACCUGCCGGUCCUCCUCAAACUCACUAUUCACCACAGUGGACGGGUGUUGCUCAGCAGUGA